CUCAGAGACUAGUCUAACCUCGAGCAUUGUCCCUACUCAGGGCUGCUUCUCUUGUAGUUAGAUCAUCUUUCCCUGGAGUUGGACUCCUUCAUAUUCCCUCAAUCCCUUCUAGCUAUAUUUACUUGUCUUUUUUCUCUGCGUGUUUGUGUCAUUUUUCUCCAUUUCUGUGUCGGUUGCUGGGAUGUAGGCUAUAGAGAGUGGGAUUUUUUCUCCCCUCCAGGACCCUGCUGAGUUUUGGUGGUGAGUUUUUUUCCCCCCUUCCAAUCUGGAGAACAAGUGCCAGUCUCCACUUUGGCUGACAACUCUGAAAAGUACUUUUCAGCCGAGCGUUGAAUGUGGCUCGGGAGUUGAGCGACAGUUGACAGCGUUUCUGGUGCUUUUUUGCUACAGGCAAGGGAUGGAUUUAUAGACCGUUUCUCACCACGGCGAAGAGGUGAGCGUGUUUGAGAAGAAGGGAGAUAUGCCCCUCACGGGAAGAUAUCGAGUGCCUUACGUCUUGAUUCUUCUUGCACUCCUCUGGGGUGGAGAGAGAAUUCAGGCACAAAGAGCAGGUUGUAAGAAUGUCCACUAUGACCUUGUCUUCAUCUUGGAUACCUCUUCCAGUGUGGGUAAAGAAGAUUUCGAGAAGGUCCGCCAAUGGGUGUCUAAUCUGGUGGAGACCUUUCAGAUUGGACUGGACAAGACCCGUGUAGGAGUGGUACGUUACAGUGAUAGGCCAACCACAGAGUUUGACUUGGGAAGGUACCAAACUCGUGAGGCAAUCAAAGAAGCUGCAAGGAAUAUUAAGUAUUAUGGGGGUAACACAAAUACUGGUGAUGCCCUCCGGUAUAUCAACACCUAUAGCUUUUCCAAAGAGGCUGGUGGGAGGCCUAGUGACCCAACCAGUAAGAAAGUGGCUAUCCUUUUGACUGAUGGAAGGAGCCAGGAUUAUGUCAUGGAUGCAGCCACUGCAGUACGUAAGGCUGGAAUAAGGAUCUUUGCUGUGGGAGUUGGUGAGGCCUUAAAGGAGGAAUUGGAUGAAAUUGCUUCCGAGCCUAAAUCUGCCCAUGUGUUCCACGUCUCUGAUUACAACGCCAUUGAUAAAAUACGAGAGAAGCUGAGACGACGGCUCUGUGAAAAUGUGCUGUGUCCAAAUGUCCAUGUGGAAGGAGAUCGAUUUAAACACACCAAUGGAGAGACUGAUGAAAUCCCAGGGUUUGACCUGGUGGAUUUGUUCAGCGUGAAGGAGAUUUUUGGAAGGAAAGAAAAUGGAAUUCAGAGUUCUUAUGUACGACUUGGAAGCUUCCCCAUUGUGCAGAAAACUGAGGGUGUAUUCCCACAAGGUCUGCCUGAUGAAUAUGCCUUUGUAGCCACCUUCAAAUUCCGGAAGGCUUCCAGGAGAGAAGACUGGUAUAUUUGGCAGAUUAUCGACAAGUACGGCAUACCACAGGUCUCUAUCCGCCUGGAUGGAGAGAACAAAGCCGUGGAGUACAGUUCCAUUGGGCUGACCAAGGACGCAGUACGAGUGGUCUUUCGAAAUGCACGAGUCAGUGAUUUGUUUGACCGCAACUGGCAUAAGAUCGCCCUCAGCAUUCAAUCCAAGAGCGUCUCCCUCUACAUUGACUGCAAACUAGUGCAGACAUUGCCUAUUGAAGACAGAGAAAAUAUUGACAUUCAAGGGAAGACCGUGAUUGGCAAGCGCCUGUAUGACAGUGUACCCAUAGACUUUGAUCUUCAGCGGAUGGUAGUUUACUGUGAUUCCCGACAUGCUGAGCUGGAAACCUGCUGUGAUAUUCCCUCUGGACCAUGCCAGGUGACGGUCGUGACUGAAGCGCCACCUGCUGAGAUAAGACCCACUGUCGGCAGCGAACAAGUGGGCCCCCAACAUACCCUCAACUGUUCCUGUCCUGCUGGAGAAAAGGGUGAGAGGGGCCCAGCUGGCCCUGAAGGUCCUAGAGGUCCAAAGGGAGAAAGUGGCAGCCAAGGAUUUCCUGGUCUAAAAGGAGAAAAAGGAGACUCAGGCAGAGGAGCAUAUGGCAGAGGAGAGAAGGGAGAACAGGGAUCCCCAGGCUCACCUGGCCCUCCCGGGAGGGAUGGAGCAAAAGGAGAAACUGGAGAAUCAGGGCAUCCAGGGGCAUUUGGACUGCCAGGUCCAGCAGGCCCCAAGGGAUCUGAGGGACAACCAGGUCCACCAGGAAUUAAAGGCUAUGUCGGAGCACCCGGUCUGCAGGGAGAAAGAGGAGAAAAGGGAACUCGAGGAGACAAGGGAGAACAAGGUCUUGAUGGGUUCCCCGGGAAGCCAGGUGCAGAAGGGAAACAGGGCAUUAAGGGCAGCACAGGCCCACCGGGUGCCAGCGGACCCAAAGGAGAAAAGGGUGAAGCAGGGCUUCCAGGAUUACCAGGCUCUGCAGUACAAACGGAAGGUCUGAAAGGAGAGCAAGGAGCCCCAGGCCCGCGAGGACCACAAGGCUCACCUGGAGUUCCAGGGGCACCAGGUCCAGCCGGUUUGGAAGGCAAGGCCGGAGUUCCUGGUUUGCAAGGUCAAAGGGGCAAGAAGGGUGAAGCUGGGCUCCCAGGACUCGAUGGCUUGCCUGGACCUCGGGGUCCAAUCGGGCCCCCUGGUGUUGCUGGCCCUCCUGGUGCUGCAGGAUUGUCUGGAGAAAUUGGUGUUUCUGGUAAAACUGGACUGCCAGGACCAGCUGGAUCCCCUGGCAAGGAUGGAUUAAAUGGUCUUCCCGGACUUCCAGGCCAAAAGGGAGAACAAGGAGAGAGGGGAAAGGAAGGUUUUCCUGGGAAAGCUGGUCCAAAGGGUGAGAGGGGAGAUCACGGUCCACCUGGUCUAGCUGGUGAGAAGGGUGAAGCAGGCCUUCCUGGUCCCCAGGGGUUACCCGGGAAGAAGGGAGAGAAAGGAGAUCAGGGUGAAAAAGGAGGAGCUGGACUCACUGGACUCAAAGGCGAAAGUGGUGAAAAGGGUGACGUGGGUCCUGCUGGUCCCCCUGGUCUACCUGGAACAACAGCCCUUUUUACCCCACACCCUCCAAUUCCUGGAGAAACUGGGCCAAAGGGAGAGAAAGGAGAUCGAGGAAACAGCGGGGAACCCGGACUGCAUGGUGCCCCAGGUGAAAUGGGGCUGCCAGGACCUCCAGGACCACAGGGUGCGAAGGGACAGGAAGGAGCCAGAGGAGAGCCAGGAGUCCGUGGAGAGACUGGUGCUCCUGGAUCUGUUGGGUCCCCAGGUCCACAAGGCUCACCAGGAAAUGUGGGCAUCCCUGGAGACGCUGGCCAGCCCGGAAAGGAUGGACAAAAGGGUGAAAAGGGUGACCCAGGAAAGGAAGGAAAACCAGGUCUACCUGGGCCCUUGGGUGAGGCUGGCCCUGCUGGAAUACCUGGCUUACCAGGGAAGGGUAAAGAUGGAGAACGGGGUGAAAGAGGCCUCCCAGGACCCUUCGGACACAAGGGAGAUAGGGGAGUUCCUGGUCUUCCUGGCCAGCCAGGAGACAGAGGUGCACCAGGGGUUGGAGUAGCUGGACCUCCUGGCCCUGUGGGACCAGCAGGAGACAAAGGGCCAUUGGGCCCUCGAGGUUUACCAGGUGUUCCAGGCCCACAAGGGCCAACUGGGCAGGAUGGUUUACCUGGAAACCCUGGGGACAGAGGACCUCCUGGAAAGCCAGGUGCCUCCUCCCUGGUUUCUCCUGAGGACAUAAAUCUCUUAGUCAAGGAUGUGUGUAAUGACUGCCCACCUGGUCCCCCGGGGCUCCCUGGAGUGCCAGGCUUCAAGGGGGAUAGAGGUGCCCAAGGACCUCUGGGUAGAGAUGGCCUGAAUGGGAAAAUGGGUGAUCCUGGACCACGGGGUCUCCCAGGCCCUCCAGGGGUGGAUGGUCCAAAGGGCACUAAAGGAGACCGUGGGACAUCUGGGGAUACUGGACCAAAAGGAGGACAGGGUCAUCCUGGAAUGCCUGGCUUCUCGGGACCUCCUGGAAACCCAGGCCCUGCUGGAGCAGAUGGCAAACCAGGACCUGCAGGACCCCCAGGAAUGCCAGGGGAUAUAGGUAAAGAUGGCCCGGCAGGUCCCCCGGGCCCACCAGGACUGCCUGGUCUUCGGGGCAUUGACGGCAAGGAUGGCAAGCCUGCAUCUCCCGGGGAACCGGGCAAACCAGGGGAACCUGGGCUCCCAGGCCAAGAGGGGGCCAGAGGGUUACCGGGCUUCAAGGGGCACAGAGGAGAUGCAGGCCCCCCAGGCGCCAGGGGAGAGCCUGGCGUGACCGGUCCCACUGGUCGUGAGGGCCCGCCGGGGAAGGAUGGUGAUACAGGCCCUCCAGGGCCUCAAGGGCCUCGAGGAUUCAGAGGGCAGCCAGGCAAGAAUGGUUCACCCGGCGUCCCAGGGGAAGCUGGCCUUGCAGGUAACCCAGGUCCAAAAGGAAACAAAGGAGAAAAUGGCAGCCCGGGACUUCCUGGCUUCAUUGGGCCCCGAGGCCCUCCAGGAGACUCGGGAGAGAAGGGGCCCCCAGGAAAAGAGGGUGCUGCUGGGAAACCAGGCAACCAUGGACCCAAAGGAGACAGGGGAGAUCCUGGCAUCAAAGGUGACAGAGGCCCAGAGGGAGAGAAAGGCCUGCCUGGGGAUCCUGGCAUACCUGGCCAUAAAGGCCACACUGGAUUGAUGGGUCCCCAAGGACCACCAGGAGACAGUGGGCAAGCUGGACCUCCAGGGCCCCCAGGACAGCCAGGCUUCCCUGGGCCCAGGGGGGACUCUCCAUCACUGGAGACUCUGAGAAGGCUCAUCCAAGAGGAAUUAGGAAAGCAGCUAGAUGCAAAACUAGCCUACCUCAUGGCUCAGAUGCAGCCAGCACACGUUAAAGCACCCCAAGGCAGGCCAGGGCCUCCAGGGCCUCCCGGUAAGGAAGGGCUCCCAGGAAGACCUGGCCCUCCAGGAGAGCCUGGCCGACCUGGACAGACAGGGUCUGAAGGGCCAUCAGGACCAGUGGGUCCAAAAGGUGAAAGAGGUAUGAAGGGUGAGAGGGGAGAUGCUGGUGUUGGUCAGAGGGGUGAAAUUGGUCCUCCAGGAAUUCCAGGCCUCCCAGGGGAACCUGGCUAUGGCAAAGAUGGAAUGCCAGGAACACCAGGCCCACAAGGGGAAGCUGGGGUGCCAGGCCUCAUGGGCCCACAGGGACCUCCAGGAGCCAGUGGACAGUGCGAUCCCUCUCAGUGUGCUUACUAUGCAAGUCUGGCCGCCCGGCCUGGCAACAUCAAAGGGCCCUAGGCAACCCUGGGGGCUCUCUUUGGACUGGUUUCUGAAACUUGAAUUCAACACGCCUACCAGGAGCUCUUGGAUUGUUUCCUAGUUGCGUUUCUUUAUGGGAGGCCUUUGAGAUGAUCAAAGCCAACGAAUGCUGCCAGUCGGUCAGAUUAUUAUUAAUUAUUAUUUUUAUUAUUUUUUUGUUGAUGUGAGAAAUGAGUUUGGUUUUGUUCUCUCUAACAUCAGGGCAUAUUAAAAAAAAUUAAAAAUAAGUUUUUACAUAUAAUAUCAAUACCUAGCAUAGCCAUUGUGGUUUAUACAGAACCCAUGUGAGUGCCAAAACCUCUGUUCAGCUGAGUGAGUUCUUUUCCAGACUUCAUUCCCAAGUUCUAAUAUGACAAUGUCAGUGCACUGUGACUGUGAGCAACAAGCCUUCAGGAGGGGCAAGCUGCUGAAACACAUUGGGAGAGAAAUGCUAUAGGGAAGCUGGUGAAGAGCUAGUCUCCAAUGCAUUCAUCUCACAAUGGACAAUCGGUUACAGACAACAAGCGCUGGAUUUCCCAGAACAGCUGUACUAAAUGUAAUGUUCUCCUUGCUCAUAAAGAAUACAAACUUUAAUCAUAAAUAGCCACUUGAUAGGCUUUUCUGGGCAUGAGCAAGGCUUUGAAAACAAGGCAAGGGAGAGCUGAUGACAUGAAGAGAGAUUCUGUUUCCAAUGUAAUUGCUCUCCCCAUGCCCUGUACAUGUUGUUUAGUUCCACUCCAAAAGGCAAAAAUUUUAUUCCUGGUAACUGGGGCCUGUGCUCAUACUGUCAAGGAGAUGCCUCUGCAAACAGCCCGCAAGUUCGUGCUCCUUGACAUCUUGAGCUAGUAGAGUUCUACUCCUGCUCUGCAGGGAGGGCAUGGACAAGGUCCAUUAAAGUUAAUAUAGUGAUCCUCCAGGUAUUGGCUGGUAUUAUGGUUUGUAGAAGGUUGGACCAGGUGAUUAUCUUGGUCCCUUCUGGUCAGAAAAUAUAGUAUAGAAUCAUAGAAUAUUAGAGUUGGAAGAGACCUCAGGAGAUCAUCUAGUCCAACCCCCUGCUCAAAGCAGGACCAACACCAACUAA
Molecule: messenger RNA, 6317 nt
Organism: Dermochelys coriacea (leatherback sea turtle)
Lineage: Eukaryota; Metazoa; Chordata; Testudines; Dermochelyidae
Gene: COL22A1
Product: collagen type XXII alpha 1 chain
Exons: 64
Coding region: 461-5236 (1591 amino acids)
Source: RefSeq, a predicted model, not a curated record